Messenger RNA from Trichosurus vulpecula (common brushtail), 1983 nucleotides. RefSeq names its product zinc finger protein OZF-like. Lineage: Eukaryota; Metazoa; Chordata; Mammalia; Diprotodontia; Phalangeridae. The record is from RefSeq and is a predicted model, not a curated record. The transcript has 4 exons. Gene Ontology annotation, biological process: regulation of transcription by RNA polymerase II. The coding region runs from base 25 to 1692 and encodes 555 amino acids. Gene Ontology annotation, molecular function: DNA-binding transcription factor activity; RNA polymerase II cis-regulatory region sequence-specific DNA binding.
CACAGAAGCAGAGGAGACAAGCUGAUGACAGGUGCUCUUCUGACAGCCAGAUCCCAGGAGCUGGUGACAUUUGAGGAUGUGGCCAUAUAUCUCACAGAGGAAGAAUGGGCACUACUGGACCCUGCACAGAAGAGGCUUUACAGGGACGUGAUGUUAGAGAAUUAUGGGAAUGUACUUUUACUAGGAUUUCCAAUUUCCAAACCAGACCUAAUCUCUCAGCUGGAGCAAGGGGGAAUACCAUGUGUGCCAUUUCUGCCCAGAAUGAAGAUUCGAGUGAUUCGUUUUGAUCAUAGGUCUGAAAAUAAAGUGUCUAUUCCAAGGCAAGACAUUGCUGAAGAAGGCAAAGCACAGAGAAUUUUAUUAGCAGAACUUCCAACGACCAUUUGCCAUAACAUUGAAGAAAAUUCUGACAGUGAGGCUAGAUUAGAUCAACAUCCUGUAAACAUGCUGAAGGAGGAACCAAGAUGCCCUCUUCUCCAGGAGACAGAUUUCAGGCAGGUGACUGGUAUUUAUAACAGUGGUCUUAAAGUAACAAGGGGGCAUGAAUGCAUUAAGAGUGACAUUGGUUCAAACUCUGUUACACAACAGACAUAUCCCGACCGAAAGAAAUCCAAGAUAUGUGAUUCAUUUCACCAUUGCUUCAGGCAGGGUUCAAAAUUGAUGAGACAUCAGAGUGAGCACGAGAGAGAACAAAACCAUGAAUGUGAUACAUGUGGGAAAUCCUUUAGCAGGAACUCAAGCCUUCUUGAGCAUCAGAGGAUUCACAGUGGAGAGAAACCCCAUGAAUGUGAGGAAUGUGGGAGAGCUUUUAGUAGGAACUCAAGCCUUCUGGAGCAUCAGAGGAUUCACAGUGGAGAGAAACCCUAUAAAUGUAAUGAAUGUGGGAAAGCCUUCAACAGGAACUCAAGCCUUCUGGAGCAUCAGAGGGUUCAUAGUGGUGAGAAACCUUACGAAUGUAAUGAAUGUGGCAAAACCAUCAGUAGAAAGUCAAGCCUUGUUGAACACCAGAGAAUUCAUAGUGGAGAGAAACCCUAUAGGUGCAGCAAAUGUGGGAAAGCCUUCCGGGGACACUCAGACCUUUCUAAACAUAAGAGAAUUCAUACUGGAGAAAAGCCCUAUCAAUGUAAAGAAUGUGGUAAAGCUUUCAGGAUUCGAUCAGGUCUUACUAGCCACCAUCGGAUUCAUACAGGAGAAAAACCGUAUACGUGUAAUAUAUGUGCCAAAGGCUUCAGGGCACAGUCAGACCUUAUUAAGCAUCAGAGCAUUCAUACAGGAGCUAAACCCUAUGAAUGUAGGCAGUGUGGGAAAGCCUUCAGGGUGAAUUCAGAUUUUGUCAAACACCUGAGAAUUCAUACAGGAGAGAAACCAUAUGAAUGUAAUGAAUGUGGGAAAGCCUUUCGGGUCAGUUCAGGCCUUAUUAGCCACCAGAGAAUUCAUACAGGAGAAAAACCCUAUCAUUGUAAUGAAUGUGGGAAAAGUUUUAGGGGGCACUCCGACCUUAUUGAACAUCAGCGAAUUCACACUGGAGAGAAACCCUAUGCAUGUAAUAAAUGUGGGAAAGCCUUCAGGGGGAACUCAGACCUUAGUAAACAUCAGAAAAGUCACACAGGAGCAAAGCCCUAUGCAUAUAAGAAAUGUGGGAAAGCUUUUCGCAUUAGCCAGCAGAAAACUCACGGAAGGAAAACCCUGUAAUUGUAGCAAAUAUGGGGAGGGCUCUAGGGCACAUUUAAACCUUAUUAAAAAUAAUAAUAUUCAUAUAGGUGAUAAGUGUAUAGUGACAUGUGCAAAAACCUUCAGGAGGUCUUGAGACCUAUGAAGCAUCAAAGAAUGCACUUGGAGAAAAACACAAAUGUGGGAAGGCCUUGAGAAUGAGCUCAGGCCUUAUUAUUUGUAAAUUCUAUAAAGAGAAAAGCCCCAUAAAGAAGUGCUAAAGAUUUUAGGGGAGCAAUCAGGUCUUACUGUACAUUGGAGUAUGCAUACAGG